AUGGCCCAACAACAACAACAGCAACAACAACCAAUGUCCUCACGCGCUCAAGAGCUUGGCCUUAAGCAAACAUGGUAUGCCCCAAUGGAAGAUACCACCGAUGUAGUUGGCUUUUUAUCAAACAAUUGGGGUGUCAACAACAACAACUUUUACGGCAAUUCCGAUGUAUCUUUUGAAUCGGAUCCCAUCACCAACAACGCCUCUCAAACUGUCAUGUCAGUGUUGUAUGCUGCUGGAUCAUAUUCGCCAAGCGGUAAACAUGCCAAGGAUGGCAGCUUGGGAGGCGCUGAAUUCAACGCAGCACCCUUUGGAGGCGCAUCGUAUGACAGCGCGCUAUUGAGCUAUGACCUUGCGUUUGCCGAAAACUUUAACUGGGUUCUCGGCGGAAAGUUACCAGGCAUCUAUGGAGGCGCCGAUGACGAAGGCUGUUCAGGUGGUAACCAGGCUGAUGGCUCCAACUGCUUUUCAAUGCGUCUCAUGUGGCGUGAAGGAGGUGGCGGUGAAGCCUAUGCGUACCUUCCAGAUAAUAGUAUUUGUGGCAAAAGCAACACUGUAUGCAAUGACGAAUAUGGUAUCAGCUUUUCUCGCGGUGUUAUCCGUUUCAAGACCAACGAAUGGACCAAGCUGGAAAUUUACGUUAAAAUCAACAAUGCAACCGAAUCCAACGGCAUCCUUCAAGUGUGGCAAGAUGGCUCGUUGGUGAUUAACCAGCAAACGCUAAAGUACAGAACAACCAAUGCCAUUGCAGCCACGAGUAUCAUGUUCAGCACUUUCUUUGGCGGAGGCGAUACCAAGUACGCCACGUCUGUUGAUACGUUCACCUACUACAAGAACAUUGAGUUCAGCGUUGGCAAUGAGGUUGAGCUUAGCGAUAGCGCAUCCGCUCGUGUCACGGUGACCUAUUCACUUGCUGCGCUUGGUGCCGUUGCCGGCUUCUUUUUAUUAUUGUAG
Messenger RNA from Lichtheimia ornata, 951 nucleotides. RefSeq lists its product as uncharacterized. The record is from RefSeq and is a predicted model, not a curated record. The transcript has 3 exons. Lineage: Eukaryota; Fungi; Mucoromycota; Mucoromycetes; Mucorales; Lichtheimiaceae. The coding region runs from base 1 to 951 and encodes 316 amino acids.